AAUUGUCAUUGGUAUGUUUCUUGAUUAUAGAUUCAGCUUUGUCCUUCUUUUUCUUAUAAUCCCUUCAGUGGUGUAAUUGUUACCGUAUAUUUGGUACUGUACUGUCAUUUUGGGAUUAUUUUUAGUUAUUUACAGUGGAGAUGUGCUUUUCAGUUUCUGAAACUAGAUGAUUAAACAGUUGAAGUUCAUAUAUAGUAGUUUCACAUUCUUCUUUAUGGUCCUUUCUAAUGGAAGUCUCUUGACUCUUCUUUGGUUAGUUGCGUCGUUCUUUUGUAAUCUUUGAGUCUCAAAAUAGUAGCUCAACACUGGUUGUUAUAGUAGCCAUGGGAGGUUGGAAUUUCAUACAUUUCACAAGCUUCAUACUUUUGUAUGUACUCCUUUGGUCUGAAACCUGCAUGUCUAGUGUUCAAUAUAUUGGGAAAAUUAGUCCAGGGUUUGAAGGAGCUCAACAGAAUUGGAUUGAUUAUGGUGGGUUGUUUCUCUUGUCUAACCAAUCUCAUUUUGGUUUUGGUUUCUCCCCUACUCCCCAAGAUGUCACGUUGUUUCUACUUGGUGUUGUUCACAUAAACACUUCUUCAGUAGUCUGGACUGCAAACAGGGGUUCCCCAGUUUCAGAUGUCGAUAAGUUUGUGUUUGAUGAUAAGGGUAGUGUGUCGUUGCAAAAGGGGGGAAGUGUGGUCUGGUCUAUAGAUACCGGUGGCAAGACAGUUACUGCAAUGGAAUUGCAGGACUCGGGAAAUUUGGUUUUACUUGGGGAUGACAAUGGAGUAGUUUGGCAGAGUUUUAGUCAUCCAACUGAUACUCUAUUAUGGAACCAGGAGUUUGAGGAAGGAAUGAAACUUCAAAGCGAACCAAGCUCCAACAAUGUGACCUAUGUUCUUGAAAUCAAGUCUGGCGACUUGAUUCUUUCUGCAGGUUACAAAACACCACAGCCUUAUUGGUCCAUAUGGAAGGAAAGCCGUAAAACGUUCAUUGAAGACGUUAGGGAAGUCACUUCAGCAUCUAUUAGUGCAAAUUCUUGGGAGUUCUAUGAUAGAAGAAAAGUGCUACUAUGGCAGUUUAUGUUCUCGGAAAAUGCUGAUGCAAAUGCCACAUGGAUUGCAGUUUUGGGAAAUGAUGGAGCUAUUUCAUUUUCCAAUCUGCAGAAUGGAGCUUCGAAUGGUCUUUCAACAACAAAAAUACCUGGCGACUCAUGCAGCACCCCUGAACCUUGUGAUCCAUAUUUUGAAUGUUUCAGCAACAAGUGCCAAUGCCCUUCAGGUCUUAGCUCCCGUGCCCGUUGCAAGUCGGGGAUUGUCACUUCAUGUUCAAAGGCUUCCACAAUGCUUACAAGUGCUGGUGAUGGGCUUUAUUAUUUUGCUCUGGGAUUCAUUUCACCCUCUUCAAGAACCGACUUGGAAGGUUGCAAAAGCUCUUGCCUUGCCAAUUGCUCAUGUGUUGCUGUGUUCUAUCAAAACCGCACAAGGAACUGUUACAUGUUUGACAGGAUAGGUAGCUUCCAAAAUUCGGACCAGGGCUUUGUUUCUUAUGUUAAAGUGUUGAGUGAUGGGAGUGGCGGCAGUGUGGAAAGCAGGAGUGUAAGCAAGAGACGCUUCUCCUGUAUUGCGAUAGCAGCUAUUUCGACAAUACUGCUUGUUAUCUGUGGCUUACUUUAUGUGGGAUACCAUCAUUACAGGGUGAAGAGAAAAGGAAACUCACCACCAUCUCUUGAAGCAUCUUCAGAAGAGGAUGGUAUCUACGAAAAUGUGCCUGGUAUGCCCAUCCGUUUCAGUUACAAGAAUCUAGAAACUGCAACAAGUAACUUCUCGAAGAAGCUUGGGAAAGGAGGUUUUGGAUCAGUCUAUGAAGGAGUUCUUCCAGAUGGAACGCGACUGGCUGUGAAGAAGUUGGAAGGAAUUGGUCAGGGACAGAAAGAGUUUCGAGCUGAAGUAACCACCAUUGGCAGUGUCCGUCAUCAUCACUUGGUCCGGCUCAAAGGAUUCUGUGUAGAAGGAAGCCAUCGCCUUCUUGCCUAUGAAUACAUGGAAAAUGGUUCCCUGGAUAAAUGGAUCUUCAAGCAAACCAAUGAAGAAUGCUUGUUGGAUUGGGAGACAAGAUUUAGUAUAGCAUUGGGUACAGCCAAAGGACUAGCUUAUCUACAUGAAGACUGUGAUUCAAAGAUUAUUCACUGUGACAUAAAGCCUCAAAAUGUGCUCCUUGAUCAUAAUUACCAUGCCAAAGUCGCAGAUUUCGGUUUGGCAAAGCUUAUGACCAAGGAGCAGAGCCAUGUUUUCACGACACUUAGAGGAACUCGAGGUUACCUUGCACCAGAAUGGAUCACAAACCGCGCUAUAUCAGAGAAGAGUGAUGUGUAUAGCUAUGGAAUGCUGUUGCUAGAGAUCAUUGGUGGUAGAAAGAACUACGACCAAUCAGAAAGUUCUGAAAAUUUUUGUUUUCCAUCAUACGCCUUCAAAAUGCUGCAAGAAGGCAAAAUGAAGGACAUUGUCGACUCCAAGGUGAAGAUAGAUGAUGCGGACGAGAGGGUUUCUACAGCGAUUACAGUUGCAUUGUGGUGUAUACAGCAAGACAUGUCUCUGAGGCCAUCAAUGGCCAAGGUUGUCAAAAUCCUUGAAGGGGUCUGUCCUGUUCCUCAGCCUCCAACUUCCUCAACAAUGGCUUCUUCAGUAUCAACAUGCUGUAUCAGUGAUGCCUACAUUUCUGCGGAGCAGCUUUCUGGACCAAGAUGA
Fragaria vesca subsp. vesca is the source of this 2726-nucleotide messenger RNA. Its product is annotated as G-type lectin S-receptor-like serine/threonine-protein kinase SD2-5-like. The transcript has a single exon. Gene Ontology annotation, biological process: protein phosphorylation. Gene Ontology annotation, molecular function: ATP binding; protein serine/threonine kinase activity. Lineage: Eukaryota; Viridiplantae; Streptophyta; Magnoliopsida; Rosales; Rosaceae. The coding region runs from base 324 to 2726 and encodes 800 amino acids. The record is from RefSeq and is a predicted model, not a curated record.